AUGUCAUCAACUGCAUUUGCUGCUUCAGCCACUCUUCUACGGCUGAAUUGUGAGGCAAAGCACCAGGCUAGGUUAUUUCCUGAUUUCUUGAGAAGAGGCCGGUCUAAGAUAUCGCUAUUUGCUAGCUCGCAAAGGAAAAGAUCGCAGUUUGUUAUUGCUUCAAGUGCAUCUGGGGGGAAUGGAGGUGUUGCGGAGAUAUCUGAAGCUGAAACUGCCCCUCAAUUUUAUUCUUGGCCGGAUGAGAAGAAACCAAGGGUGUGUAUACUAGGUGGUGGGUUUGGAGGUCUAUAUACUGCUCUAAGACUAGAAUCGUUAGUGUGGCCUGAUGACAAGAAGCCUCAGGUGCUCCUUGUUGACCAGUCUGAACACUUUGUUUUUAAGCCAAUGCUUUAUGAGCUUCUCUCCGGAGAAGUUGAUGCAUGGGAGAUAGCUCCUCGCUUUUCAGAUCUGCUGGCCAAUACAAAUGUGCUGUUUAUUCAAGACAAGGUCAAGCUCUUGUACCCUUCUGAUCAUUUGGGAAUGAAUGGACCUGCAAAAUCAAGUGUUGGAGGGAGUGUCCUUCUUGAGAGUGGUCUUCUUAUUGAAUAUGACUGGCUGGUUCUUUCUCUGGGUGCUGAACCUAAGCUUGAUGUUGUACCAGGAGCGUUGGAGUUUGCAUUGCCAUUCUCGACUCUGGAGGAUGCUCGCAAGGUUGAUCUUAGGCUAAGAGAACUGGAGAGGAGAAAGUUCAGCAAGGAAUCUCUGAUACGUGUGGUGGUCGUUGGUUGUGGUUAUGCGGGAGUUGAGUUAGCUGCCACAGUAUCGGAGAGACUGCAGGACAGAGGCGUAGUGCAAGCAAUUAAUGUAGAAAACACAAUUUGCCCGAACGCCCCACUUGGAAAUAGGGAGGCUGCAACUAAAGUUCUCUCGUCCAGGAAAGUUGAACUUCUGUUGGGUUACUUUGUUCGUUGUAUUCGCCAAGUUGUUGAUACAGAAGCUUCAGAAAAACCAGCAAAGAGCAUAGGAGUAGAACAUGAUUAUGGGAAAUAUAUAUUGGAACUUCAACCUACUGAAAAGGGAUUACAAAGUCAAACUAUUGAAGCAGAUCUUGUCUUAUGGACUGUUGGGUCUAAAUCUCUUCUUCCUCAUCUGGAACCUGGUAACAGACGUAGUGCGCUUCCCUUAAACGGCAGGGGCCAAGCAGAAACAGAUGAAACUCUUCGCGUUAACGGUCACCCACGCAUAUUUGCAGUUGGUGAUUCUUCUGCUUUAAGGGAAUCAAAUGGAAGGCUUCUUCCUGCCACUGCACAGGUCGCUUUUCAGCAAGCAGACUUUGCUGGUUGGAAUCUGUGGGCUGCAAUAAACAACCGCCCGCUUUUGCCUUUCAGGUUUCAGAAUUUAGGCGAAAUGAUAACUUUGGGAAGAAAUGAUGCUGCCAUUUCUCCAAGUUUCAUCGAGGGGUUAACGCUAGAUGGUCCUUUGGGUCACACCGCAAGGAAAUUGGCCUACUUGAUUAGAUUACCAACUGAUGAGCAUAGGCUUAAAGUAGGGAUCAGCUGGCUCACAAAAUCUGCUAUAGAUUCUGUUGCAUCUCUACAGAGCACCCUCACUAAGGUUAUCUCAAACUCAUAG
Messenger RNA from Fragaria vesca subsp. vesca, 1611 nucleotides. RefSeq names its product NADH dehydrogenase C1, chloroplastic/mitochondrial-like. Gene Ontology annotation, cellular component: chloroplast. The transcript has a single exon. The coding region runs from base 1 to 1611 and encodes 536 amino acids. NCBI's taxonomy places the organism in Eukaryota, Viridiplantae, Streptophyta, Magnoliopsida, Rosales, Rosaceae. Gene Ontology annotation, biological process: aerobic electron transport chain; phylloquinone biosynthetic process. The record is from RefSeq and is a predicted model, not a curated record. Gene Ontology annotation, molecular function: NAD(P)H dehydrogenase (quinone) activity.